AACUGUUGAUGCAUAAUUCACAUUGCUUCUCCUACACCAUAUCGGAGUCUUUUCUCGAGCCACAUUGCACCAACUCUGCGUCAAACUCCCGCCAACAAAAUGACAUCCACUUCAAACUCCAGGUUUGAGUCACUUGAAUCAUGGCUCAGCAUUUAUGGUACGGCGGAGUACGUCGUGUACAAAAGAGAAGCCACCACACCACACCUCUCUUAUGAGGACUGGGCAUCAUCGCAACACGUCCUAGGUCCUUAUCUGUACCACCUUACCUUGGAUGCUUGGGAACAAGAGUCAUCUUCCGAUGGGGACGAUGAGGAACCUAAGAAACCCGUCAAACCCGAUUCGUCUGAGCAGCUAAUGUCAGAGCUAGCAGAGACAGUAACAAAAAACGGUAAUGGCACAUUGCAUCCUCUAAGGUCAACAACACCUGUGGUCGCAAUACUAGAGGAGCCUACCGUCCUUGUUAAAAAGCGAAAGCAGAAGGGAAAAUAUAAGCGUCCAAUAUCUAUUCCGCCCGAAAAUAUCAACGCAUCUGCUCCUGUUACUGGAGCUGCGACUCCAGUAGCAGCAGCUGGCACGUCCGAAGGGCCGAGCACAUCGUCAGCACCGAGGCGGACACUCAGGGUGAGGACGCCAGCACAGCAGCGACCUUACCUCCAUCACGCCAAAUUAUUUCAAGAGCAGCUAUCAGCCGACGAAGAGUCAUUCGUCCAAAACAAGCUAUCUCCUAAAGCUAAGCCUAGUAGGCUCUCGCAAACCAGCACUUCCGCUUUUGAAGAAGAUCCUCAAGACGAUUCGCACGAUCAAGGAAAUGGACAAACUCUGGAGGAACUAGCAUCUAGCUCGAAUACCAUGCCAAUUCGGAGGCGUUGGAAGAAGACUGUGGAUGAAGAAGACGAUGAUUACGUAGCGUCAUCGAGUAAGCAGAUGCCUAGCGAAAAGAAACCAAGUCGAAGAGGAAGACCAAGGAAAGUUCCUAGAGCCUCUUUACCCGAUUCGUGGCACCAGCCUGGGUCCAGUGGAGAAGACCAAGAGAACAACGCGCUCACAGUGGAACCCGCGAGUGAGAAGAAGCAUAAAAAGAAGGGAAGGUCGAAGAAACUCAAGGACAAGGAUGAGGGAAUUACUGCAUUCCAACAGGGAAUUGGCCGUGACGGAAAUGAUGAUCAUGAGGAUCAGGAAAAUCAUGGGACGCCAAUCAGUCCACUCAAAAAAGCUAGGAAACGUAAGACGGAGAAACGUGGGUCGGAUGCAUCUUCAUAAUAGCAUUGUUAGGUG
Molecule: messenger RNA, 1275 nt
Organism: Lindgomyces ingoldianus
Lineage: Eukaryota; Fungi; Ascomycota; Dothideomycetes; Pleosporales; Lindgomycetaceae
Exons: 4
Coding region: 100-1260 (386 amino acids)
Source: RefSeq, a predicted model, not a curated record